AUGGAGGCGCCGCCGCCGCCGCCACCCGGCGCCCCCAGCGCGGCGGACCCCGCGGGCUGCCCCAAGGACACCGACCGCCAGCUGCGCCUCCGCCUCUGCGUCCUCAACGAGAUCCUCAGCACCGAGCGGGACUACGUGGGGACCCUCCACUUCUUGCAGUCGGUGAGCGGCGGGGCGCGGGCGGGGGAAGCCCCCUCAGGGGCACCGGAGCGGGGCUGGGCGGGCUGCCCGGAGAGGAGCGGCUCCUCCCCGGGCGGGCCGGGGGCUGCAUUUCUUCACCGGAUCCGUCAGAAUGCUGUGGACAAAGCUGAGAAGUACAUAACAGAGGAGAAUGUUAAGAUCUUAUUUUCUAACAUCGAAGAUAUUCUUGGUGUCCACAAGGAGUUCCUGGCUGCCCUGGAAUUUUGUUUACAACCAGAACCUCAGUCUCAGCAUGAACUGGGAAAUGUUUUCUUAAAAUUUAAAGACAAAUUCUUUGUGUACGAGGAGUACUGUAGCAACCACGAGAAAGCACUCAGACUGCUGAUGGAGUUGAACAAGAUCCCAACAGUGAGAACAUUCCUCUUGGGUUGCAUGCUUUUGGGAGGCAGAAAGACGACAGACAUUCCACUAGAGGGUUAUCUGCUGACUCCAAUUCAGAGAAUUUGCAAAUAUCCACUUCUGCUUAAGGAAUUAGCUAAGAGGACUCCCUCCAAGCAUCCUGAUCAUCCAGCUGUCCAAAAUGCAUUGCAGGCCAUGAAGACGGUCUGCACAAAUAUCAACGAGACCAAGAGACAAAUGGAGAAACUGGAAGCCCUUGAACAGUUGCAGUCCCACAUUGAAGGAUGGGAGGGAUCAAAUCUGACUGAUAUCUGCACACAGCUCUUGCUCCAAGGGACUUUGUUAAAAAUCUCAGCAGGAAACAUCCAGGAGAGAAUGUUCUUUCUAUUUGAUAAUCUUCUGGUCUAUUGUAAGAGGAAAUCCAGGGUUACUGGAAAAAAAACAUCUAAAAGGACAAAGUCAAUCAAUGGCUCCCUUUAUAUCUUCAGAGGCCGAAUAAAUACAGAAGUCAUGGAGGUGGAAAAUGUGGAAGAUGGAACAGCAGAUUACCACAGCAAUGGCUACACUGUGACAAAUGGAUGGAAGAUACACAACACAGCCAAGAACAAGUGGUUUGUCUGUAUGGCCAAGACUGCAGAGGACAAACAGAAAUGGUUGGAUGCUAUAAUCAAGGAAAGGGAGCAGAGAGAGAGUUUGAAACUGGGAAUGGAAAGGGAUGCAUACGUCAUGAUUGCAGAGAAAGGAGAGAAGCUCUACCAAAUGAUGAUGAGCAAGAAAGUGAACCUUAUCAAAGACAGGAGGAGAAAAUUAAGCACUGUUCCCAAGUGCUUUCUUGGCAAUGAGUUUGUAUCGUGGCUCACAGAGAUUGGAGAGAUAAGCAAACCAGAGGAAGGGGUCAACCUGGGACAGGCACUAUUGGAAAAUGGAAUCAUUCAUCAUGUUUCAGAUAAGCACCAGUUUAAGAAUGAGCAGGUGAUGUACAGAUUUCGCUAUGAUGAUGGAACAUACAAGCCAAGAAGUGAAUUGGAAGACAUCAUGUCCAAGGGUGUGAGGCUCUACUGCCGACUACACUGCUUAUAUACUCCAGUGGUAAAAGACCGUGACUACCACCUAAAGACCUACAAAUCAGUAAUCCCUGCAAGUAAACUAGUGGAUUGGCUUAUUGCACAGGGAGACUGUCAGACUCGGGAGGAAGCUGUCGCACUGGGUGUUGGACUCUGCAAUAAUGGCUUCAUGCAUCAUGUCCUGGAGAAAAGUGAAUUUAAGGAUGAAUCCUUAUAUUUCCGCUUUUAUGCUGAUGAGGAGAUGGAAGGCACGAGUUCCAAAAGCAAACAAUUACGUAAUGACUUCAAGCUCGUGGAAAACAUCCUGGGAAAGAGUCUUCUGAUUUUACCAGAAGAGGAUGACUAUGGUUUUGACAUAGAAGAAAAGAACAAAGCAAUUGUGGUGAAGUCUGUUCGACGUGGGUCUUCUGCAGAGAUGGCUGGCCUGCAGAUGGGAAGAAAAAUUUAUUCUGUCAACGAGGACUUAAUAUUCCUACGCCCAUUUUCAGAAGUGGAAACCAUCCUGAACCAGUCCUUCAGCUCCCGAAGGCCACUUAGGCUUCUGGUAGCCACCAAAUCAAAAGAGAUUAUUAAAAUCCCAGAUUGUCCUGAAGCACUUUGCUUUCAGAUACGGGGAGCAGCACCACCGUAUGUUCAUGCAGUAGGAAGAGGCUCUGAGGCUGCAGCUGUAGGCCUACAUCCAGGGCAGUGUAUUUUGAAAGUUAAUGGGAAUAAUGCAACACAUGGAAAUUAUAUGGAAGUUCUGGAGCACUUCACAGCCUACAGGACCAGACAACAGGAAGCACUGGGAUUAUAUCAGUGGGUGUACAGAACACAUGAAGAUGCUGAAGAGGACAGAGUUCAGCAAGCAGCAUCAACUGCAUAUCUGAAUGGCAGUCAUCCUGGCUCCAGCAAAGAAGAUUCAUCACUGGAAGGAGGUGCAGAAUUGGAUCCCCUUCAAAACAGCCAACAGGAAUCAGCCCAGUCACCACAGAACAUCAGCUCUCCACUGGUGAUUGGUGAAGAAACACCUCUCAUCAGCCUGACUGUGGAUAACACCCACCUGGAGCAUGGGGUGGUGUAUGAAUAUGUCAGCAGUGCAGGAAUCAAAUCCUUUGUCCUGGAGAAAAUUGUGGAACCAAAAGGUUGCUUCAAUCUCACUGCAAAGAUUUUAGAGGCCUUUGCUGCAGAGGACAAUCACUUCGUAAAGAAUUGCAAAAGACUCAUAUCCCUGAGCAGUGCUGUGGCCACCAUGCCCCAGUAUGAAUUCCGGCAAAUCUGUGACACUAAGCUGGAAAGCAUUAGCAGAAGGCUCACCAACUACCAAGAGUUUGCAGAUGACUUGAAAACAAAAGUGAGCCCAGCCUUCAAACAAGCCAUCAUGGAACCACAUUCUCUCAACAGCAUGGAUUUCUGCCCCACCAACUGCCAUAUUAACCUCAUGGAGGUGUCAUACCCCAAAAACACUACCUCAGCAGGGAGGUCGUUCAGCAUUCGCAUUGGACGGAAACCCUCUAUUAUUGGUCUUGAUCCAGAGCAAGGUACCUUAAAUCCAGUCUCAUAUACUCAGCAUUGCAUCACCACCAUGGCUGCACCGUCCUGGAGAUGUCUGACCCUAGAAGAUGGAGAUCUUGACAGCAGCUUUGGCCAGCAGAAUGGAGGAGCAAUUCAGGAAGAAAGGGGACUCAGUUUUCUGCUGAAACAGGAAGAUCGGGAGAAACAGGACUCCUACUUGCACCUUUUUAACAAACUUGACAUUGCAGUGAAGGAAAUGAAGCAAUAUGUCAUUCAGAUAAAUAAACUUUUGUCCACCAUAACAGAACCUACAGAAGAUAAUGCAUGUGAGCCACCAUCUACUGAAGAGACAUCUCCACCUUCCCUGGGAACAGAAGAGAGUGAUCCUGACAAAGCUGAGCAUGGUGGAAUCAAGAAGGUCUGUUUCAAGGUUUCUGAGGAGGAUCAGGAAGACUCUGGCCAGGACACAAUGAGUUACAGAGACUCCUACAGUGAAUGUAACAGUAACCGGGACUCAGUGUUGUCAUACACCAGUGUGCGGAGCAACAGCUCUUACCUGGGCAGUGAUGAGAUGGGAUCAGGAGAUGAGCUUCCCAAUGAUAUGAGGAUUCCUUUAGACAAGCAAGACAAACUUCAUGGCUGUCUGGAACAUCUGUUUAACCAGGUUGACGCAAUCAAUGCACUUCUAAAAGGACCAGUAAUAACUAAGGCCUUUGAAGAAACCAAGCACUUUCCAAUGGACCACAGUUUGCAAGAAUUUAAACAGAAGGAGGAAACCACAGUAAGGUGCCGGAAUAAUAUUCAAGCCAGCAUUCAAGAAGAUCCUUGGAACCUUCCACUGCGCAUCAAGAACCUUGUUGAAAUCAUACAGAAGCAUGUGGAAGAUGGGAAGAAUCAGCUGCUCCUGGCCUUGUUAAAAUGCACAGAUACUGAGCUACAGCUGAGACGUGAUUCCAUCUUCUGUCAGUCUCUCGUGGCAGCUAUUUGCACCUUCUCAGAGCAGUUACUGGCUGCUCUCAACUAUCGAUACAACAACAAUGGAGAGUAUGAAGAGAGCAGCAGAGACGCCAGCAGAAAAUGGCUGGAACAGAUAGCAGCCACUGGUGUUCUACUGAACUACCAGUCUCUCCUCUCCCCUGCUGUGAAGGAGGAACGCACUAUGCUGGAAGACAUCCAGGUUGCUCUGACUGAAUUGGACAAAGUUGCCUUCUAUUUCAAGCAGCUGGAUGAAAGUCUUGUAGCAAAUACUCAUGUCUUCUACCACAUCGAAGGAAGUCGCCAGGCCUUGAAGGUUAUCUUUUAUCUUGACAGCUACUACUUCUUCAAACUGCCUUCUCGGUUUCAGAAUGGGGGAAGCUUGAAACUGCACAUGGUGCUCUUUACAAAAGCUCUGGAGAGUACAGAGGGGCAAUCACAACUGGCUGGCUCAUCUCUAGAAGAACUUCCACAGCAAAUUAAUAGUAUUUCACUUGACAAAGUGCAGCAAUACUACCGUAAACUCAGGACGUUCUACCUAGAAAGAUCAAACUUGCCCACUGAUUCUAACACUACUGCAGUGAAAAUUGACCAGCUUAUUCGUCCCAUUAAUGCAAUGGAUGAGCUCUGCAGGCUGAUGAAGUCCUUCAUUAAUACAAAACCAACGCAGUCAGGAUAUUCCAGCAGUAACUCAUCAGGAGCAGGCCUGCUACCCAUAUCUUCUGAGCUGUGUUACCGACUUGGAGCCUGUCAGAUCACCAUGUGUGGCACUGGGAUGCAGAGGAGUACAUUGAGUGUGUCUCUGGAACAAGCAGCCAUACUGGCGCGAAGUCAUGGACUUCUGCCCAAGUGUAUCAUGCAAGCUACAGACAUCAUGAGGAAGCAAGGACCAAGGGUUGAAAUUUCUGCCAAGAAUCUGAAAGUGAUGGACCAAAUGCCACAGUGUGCACCUCGACUCUAUAGGUUGUGCCAGCCACCUACAGAUGGAGAUUUAUAAGGUGAAGGAGGCACCUGCCUUGCAGCAUCAGUGGAGUGUUCAGCCAGGAGCAGCCCCACCUGAGGUCCCCCCACACCACCACCACCAAUGGUGCUGAACCCAGAGAGGAGCUGCUUCUGCUGUGGGUUAGUCGGUGAUGAACCUGCUGGCCUCAGACACCAGGAACCUGCCUCUGAGCUCCUGCAGUGCACGCAGGGAUUCUUGUAUUUCUUUGACUUCUUGAAGAAAUCCAUGAAACAAAUACCCCAGAGCUAGGUGGGUGUUACUGCCAUUUCCUAGAUGCCUGACAAAGUCACAGCUCUUUCAAGACAGUGCAGGUUUACUGGUGACUUGCAUUUGCUGCCACCUCAAUGUAGUGGACUUCAAGAUACGGAUUGGUUAUGCCUCCUCUCAUGCUCCCCGUACUGCAUCUGGCAUCCAUUUAAUUGCCAGCAUAAUUUUGGUCAGUGUUCUGGAGCAACAGCCUCAGCAACACCACUUUUUCAUGAACUGACCUGCACUUUUGAAUGACGAGUAGCACAAUCCACGGUUUAUUCAAACAUGAACAUCAAGAAUGUCUUCUGGAGUAAUUUUCCACUUCAGCCCCGUGAGAAGCAAUCUCCCGAUGCUGCAGAGUAUACAUUCCAUAAUCCUUCCUAACAUUACUUCAUUUUACUUACUGUAGCUUUCAGCUUUUUGAUUAACUCUUUUUACUAAUGCCCUCUUAUGUACUCCAGAAAUACAGAACUAUUUAAGAGGAGAAACUGGGAGUGAAAGAUUUUAAAGGAAACUUCACAAAGGAAAAAAUACCGUCUUAUAACCUGAUUAUUUGAACAGAGGUAGUUUUUAAAACAGGUCAGAAGAACUAUACUUAUUUAUGUGGAGUGGCAUAUGUGUUUUCAAUCAUGUUAUUAUAUAUACAAGAUUUAAAUAAAAAUUAUAUUGUUUAAAAUGGGACCAAUAUGCUGGCAGUUACACAGCUACUCCCAGUUUACUGAAAAGAAAUCUACAUUAUUUAAAAUCUUUCAGUAUUUAAGUAGUCUUUAAUACAGUUAUUGAGAUGUAUUAGGGGUGCUUCUAAGUUAAAAGAAAAAAGGAAUCGUGUAUAUAAUGUACUUUAUUUUUUUCUUGUUUGAAGCAUUGUUCUCCAUCCUGUCAGUAUUAUCCUAAGCACGGUAAUUUUUCCCAAAUUACUGGCUGAAACACAUUGAAACAUGUCAGCAGUCUCAGGACAGACAAAGGGUUCUUUUGGAGUGAGUGCCUUAACACGACCGCCCAGCCCCAGGGAGUUGGAAUUGCAGCCAGUGGCAGGCCAGGGUGUGCAGGGGACUCACCAUGGCUCUGGUUCUCCACAGCCUCCUUUGGAACAGUUCCAAGUCAGGACAUCCUGAAGAGCUUUGCAGUGAUAUACAUUAUAGAAAAUAAAGGUUUGGGGUUUUUAUUUGUGAUGUUGUUUGGUUCUUAGCUGGCUUCAUUUUAUUUUAUUAACAUCCAAACCAAGUCAAAAUCUAAAAUUAGACUUUUCCCAUUUGGAUUGGUAGUUCGUGAUUUUUCUUCAUGUACACUUCAACACAAAAUAGUUUGUGACAAGUUUAGAGGUGCAGAUUGUUUGGAACCCUGUUUCUUUAUUUUUUAUCCCUUCACUCACAGACUGCUAAUUCUGGGGAAGGACCAUGGUUUGUUUUCAGCUCUUACUUUUACCUGUUUCCUCUGACCUAGAGCAACCUGUUGCAGGGAGCUAGGACAACCCACCAGUCACUGGCUGUCAGAUGCAAGGGUUGUUAACCAAGUAUCUAUCUGUACUGCAGCCAGAGCAGCAGGUCAUUAUUUCAAUGCACUUUUUUGUUAAUUUUGGAGGAGUUACUCUUGCUAUUUGCUGUUCCAAAAAACAAUGGGUGUUUUUUUACUGAAUCCUCAACUUAAAAUGUACUUAGUAUUAGAAGAACUGUAGGAAGCCCACAAAAUAAAAAAAAACACAUAGGCCAAGAUCCUUGCUUUGUUUGCAUCAGUUCUGCUCAGCAGAACUGCAGCAGUCUUACAGCCUGUUCAGGAUCUCAGCCCAGGCUUACACAGUCACUGUAAACAUUAAAGAUGUGUAGCAGAACAGCUAAGGGCAUUUACACUGUGCACUGUUUUCCAUUGAAAUGUACGUGAUAGAUUUUAUUAUUAAAAGUUGGUUUAUAUUCUAAGGAAAUAAGGUAUGAUCUUAUUUUUCUGUUAUACCCGUUAGUUCCUUAGCUCUAAGUUCUUCAGAACAGUUAAGUUCUGCUAUUUGCAUGGAGCAAUGAAGAGUUGGCAGUUUAAACUGUAAGGGAAAAGUGGGUUUUGCUGUCAGCUCAAUCUGGCAGUGUAGAGCUAAACUCUUCCUGUUUGUGCAGUGUCAGCCACAGAUGUGGUUUCACUGCAGACUUCCUAUUAACAUAGACAAGAAAAACUGUUUUGAUGCUGUAACAUGGCAGGGUUUGAAUGCAGUGCUGGAAAAAAACAGGUUUAGGUGGAAAAUGAGAGGGCAAUGCACAAGCCUACCUGAAAGUGAAGAGAGCCAAUAAGCACUGCAGGAUUUCCAUGGCCAAAAGCAAAGUGAGAAUAAGGCCCUCCACACCGAGCAAGUCCGAUGGCAGAUUUGGAGCAUCUGAUACACUGGAAGUAAGGAAAAUGUGGAAAACAGUCAGAUGGAGAAAAUGGAAACUAGCAGCAUGAUGAUGAUGAUGAGGUGUGUAAGCAGCUGGCUAGAAGAGAGGAGGCAACACAGAAAAGAAAGAGGGGGUUGGGUGACAGCUGCAAGUGGAUAUUUUUUUUUUCUAUCAGGCUUGUAACUGAAUUUACUUAGUACCUGAAGCACAAGUACUGUGAGGCUGGGGCUGGUGUUAAGCUGGGAGGCACUCAUCUGGAUCCAAGUGUACACAAAAAAAGCCUGGAAGACUUUUCACACUGAAGGGAUGAAAUUAAUAGGAUAAAAGUUGACAGUACAAAUAUGAGCUCAUGCCCUUGAAAACUGAGCAAGGUAUUUUGCUUACAUGUCUUGUUAAUCAAUAACAGAAGAACCUUGAUUAUAGAUGACUCAGACGCAAUUUGGUAGCUCAGCCUGCACUAGGAGACAGAUUUCCAGUUGGGAUGAAGAUGAUGAUGAAGAUUCAAGCCACUGUGCAGAGGCCAAAGAGAAAUUGCAGUUGCUGGAUGGUGAGGACAGAUACUAAAAUUGUAUCAAUAAAGUGGAUACAGUUCUGGAAGAUGAGACCAGAAAAGCUUGAUUCAUUAGCCUGAGACACGAUAACAACUGGUAUCUUUAUAAGAAGACGAUGAGAAAGGUAAAGACAGUUCUAUCUGAACAUAAAUACAGCCACAAGGAGAAAAAGGAGUAGAAGCAAGCAGGGAAAAAUAUUGGCUUAAAAUUGUUCUGGGCCCAGAAAGGCUUUUUUUCCAAACCAGGCUCUGAUGAAAAAAGAAAUAACAUAGACAAAGGAGCUUGUACAAGAUGAAGCAGCAGUGCCUGGUGGUGCACACUGGGUGGCCCUUCCCCAUCCAGCCCCAUUUGGCUACAACAGGAAUUGUGCACAGGCCACGCUUUGUCUGAUUUUGUCCAUGGCAUUUGCAAAGGUAUGAACUGCCAUUCACAUCCUGGCCUUGGCUGUCUGUUAACAUUAGUCAUUUUCAUAUUCCAGCAGUCAUUUUCAGAAUGAAAUAGUGGGAUUUUUAGAUCAGAAACCACAGAUUUAGACACAGAUACAUCUCAUUUCCAUUUAGAAUAAAAAACAUUGGAAAGAAAAAUCCACCUGGACUCUCGCAAAUCCUUUUUCCUGUCACACUGUCUUAUCACCAAAUAGUGUUGAUAUGGGAAUAUUCCCUAGGUGUAAAGUGAUUUUAAGAUAUAAACCACAAAGGCUGAACAAGCAGAAUUUCAAUGUAAGGGUAAUUUGAACCAUUUCUACAGCACGUGCAGUGUUUCAUCUGUCAUAACCCUUGGCACUGUAAUUGCCUGACAUGGCUUCUAAGCACCUGGCUAUGGUUCACUGGUAAAAGGGCCAAAACCCCACCCUCUAACCCAACAAAGGGCUUAUCAGAACAGAUUAUUCACAAAUGCACAUAGACAUAUACUGAUAAGAUACCACUGAUUAAUCAAAUUGCCCAGUACAAUUUUUAUCUAAACUGGGUACUUGUGUAGCACAAGAGCAUUCAAAUAUGAAGCUCAAAUCUGCCACUCAGCAGAGUCCAUAGUAGCUGAUCAUCUUAGAGGGAAGAAAAGCCUUCAAACAGCAAAAGGAAUUUUCAAUUCCCUUUUCCUCCUGGCUGCAGUCUGAGCAGGGAACUGGGGAACUACUUGUGAAGAUUCAAAGGAGAAAAAUUACAUACGGCUUUGAAAACUGUCAGUGCUUUACAUAUAUCAUACAGUUCUAAUGACUUGAAAAACAGGAAACUAGAUGGAACAAAGGGUAAACAUCACAAUAACAUGUAAAACUCUCUGCUUCUAAUUCCCAUAAAUACAUUAAUUGAGAGCACUUGGUAUAAAGAACAACUGAAGUACUUGCUUGGACCCAUUUCAGGAUUUAGAAGGACAAUGCAUUAAUACCAUGAAGGAAACUAAUUUACCAUUAGUUUUCAUUAGCGGAAAAAGAAUAAACUCAUAUGUGAAGUUUCAUCAGGCUCCCUCAUCUUCAGCAGUUCCAACUCCCCAAGUUAAAGAAUAUCAGAAGUCAGAAUAUAAGUAAAUGGUAGGUGAACACUUUAAAAAAUAUGGCCUUGGCAAGAAGAUACUCAGUGUGGAUUUCAGAGAAGCUUUGUUCAGCUUGUAAAGUAAUUGAUAAUUCUUUUAUCACACAGUUUGGCAUGAGGAGAAUCCUGCUUAUUUAAGGUCCUGCUAAUUGUCAGCAUAUACUGUGAGAAUGAGGCUGUGCUGCACAGUUGCAUUCGAGUGUGCCAGAAGAUCUGUUGGUAGCUGGACCCUGAUCAGCUGGAUGGGUUUUGCCUUUGCAUUCUGAAGCCUACACUGACUUCAGAGCAGAAUUAAAGACAAAGGACCAGAUUAUCCUUGAACAGUCAGUUUGCUUUCUGUAGUGCACCUUUCAAAGAUGUUUCCAGAUGAGCUAAGACCGUAAGAUGAGAUUUCAUGGCACUAGCACAACACUAUAGAACAAACAAGUAACUCUUUGCAGAGGACUGCAAAAAGGCCUUCAUUUUUGCUCAUUUACAAAGGGGAGGCAUGGCCACAGUAGGCUGACCAUUGGUUAGGCCAAAUUUAAAAGGCUUUUAACAGGUAACUGAUGAUCAGCUAUAGGAGCUCAAGUAGGACUGCUACAGCAUUACUGCAUUUACAGCUCAUUUUGCACCUAAGAUCAAUUACCUCGUCUGGGCAGGGGGGACAAUGCUGAAAUGUACAGUUUGGUUUUGCAUGAAACAGAACUUCCAAUGGUUUUAGGGAAAUGUUUCAGAAAUGAUAUUUUUAUAUCAGUUUAUAGGAUUGGCAUUUUCAGAUGUUUUGUAAACAGAAAAAAUGUACAGAAUAUUUGAGAGGGUUUUUCCAGUUAUGUUUGAGGGACUCCAGUGUACUAACAGUGUUAUGUUUUCUUCAUGUUUCUGUAUUUUUAACUAAGCAUGUGUAUCCUGCAUUAAGAUAAAAGUCUUAAUAUAA
Molecule: messenger RNA, 10675 nt
Organism: Melopsittacus undulatus (budgerigar)
Lineage: Eukaryota; Metazoa; Chordata; Aves; Psittaciformes; Psittaculidae
Gene: PREX1
Product: phosphatidylinositol-3,4,5-trisphosphate dependent Rac exchange factor 1
Exons: 40
Coding region: 1-5070 (1689 amino acids)
Biological process (GO): G protein-coupled receptor signaling pathway; intracellular signal transduction; regulation of signaling
Cellular component (GO): plasma membrane
Molecular function (GO): protein binding; GTPase activator activity; guanyl-nucleotide exchange factor activity
Source: RefSeq, a predicted model, not a curated record